Molecule: messenger RNA, 1681 nt
Organism: Lycium barbarum (goji berry)
Lineage: Eukaryota; Viridiplantae; Streptophyta; Magnoliopsida; Solanales; Solanaceae
Product: transcription factor JUNGBRUNNEN 1-like
Exons: 3
Coding region: 74-1072 (332 amino acids)
Biological process (GO): regulation of DNA-templated transcription
Molecular function (GO): DNA binding
Source: RefSeq, a predicted model, not a curated record
UAUUAUUAUUUUAUUUUCUUCUUUGUCUUAUUAACUAAAAACUCUAUAAGAUAUCCAUGCAUUAGCUAAUGUGAUGAUUAAAAUGAGUGAAAAGAGAGCAGAUAAAACUGAAGCAAUGGAAGUGGAAAGUAUAGCUGAAGGUAAGAACAAAAGUGAUGAAGAAGAAAAAAUGAUGCUUCCAGGUUUUCGAUUUCAUCCUACAGAUGAAGAGCUUGUGGGAUUUUAUCUUAGACGCAAAGUGGAAAACAAAAAGAUCAAAAUUGAUCUCAUCAAAGAGGUUGAUAUCUACAAACAUGAUCCUUGGGAUCUUCCAAAAGUGAUGGGCACAGCAGGGGAUAACAAGGAAUGGUAUUUCUUCAGCAUGAGAGGGAGAAAGUACAAAAACAGUGUAAGACCAAAUAGAGUGACGGGAUCUGGUUUUUGGAAAGCAACAGGAAUUGACAAGCCUGUUUAUUCUACUGCUACUAUUACUACAUCACAAAGUGAGUGUAUUGGGCUGAAGAAAUCAUUAGUAUAUUAUAGGGGAAGUGCUGGCAAAGGAACUAAAACUGAUUGGAUGAUGCAUGAGUUUCGUCUCCCACCUACAUGGAACACUACUUCAAAUGCCCACCAGCCCAAUCCCAACAACAUUGCUCAUGAAGCUGAAGUUUGGACGCUAUGCAGAAUAUUCAAGAGGAUUUCCAAUUACAAGAGAUUCACACCAGAUUGGAAGCAACAGCAGCCCAUUGUUAAACAAAGUUUGGGUGAUGCAAGUUCUAAGGCAUGCAGUCUUCAAUCUGAAAUCAGUGAUGAUUGCUCCAAUAAUAUCAACUUUAGAAAGAUGGCAUUUGAACAAAAUAAUAAUUACACAGUAUCUGUAGGAAAUUAUCAAGUUGAUCAAAGAACCACUGAUUACAAUAAUAGCCAACCAAUUACCAUGCCUCAAUCUUCAUUCGCAUCAUCAAACUCAAGCUUAUGGAACACAAGUACUGCUGAAGAUCAGGAGUAUUUGUUUAGUGAAGGAAACUGGGAUGAGCUCAAAUCGGUCGUUGAUUUAGCCAUUGAUCCUCGUAGUCUUUUUGGAUUUAAAUAAGCUGGAAGCACAAAUUGGGAUAUGUCUUGUAGCAGCACUCUUGGUAUAUAUGUUGAAUCAGUGACAAAUCCAAAAUUUAGAGUCAGCAGAUUCUGUUCUUCAUCUAAUAUGUGCUAUUUCCUCCACACACAUUUAUAUCUCCGAGCUAGAUGCCAAGGAUUCUGAAUGAGUUGUUGGAUGGACGAAAUAGCAGGUACAUCUACCUAUGCGAGAUGUAACACUUGUUACCGCUUUUUGGCUGUUCAAAGACUGUCUAGUUGGGAUUGAAGUUACCCCAGAAUACAGCUCAAGUAAGGUAGGCCAGUCUAUUUUUUGAUAUUCACCUUCUUUUUCUCACCCCUUUUUUUUCUAACUAGCUUUCUAUAUUUUUAGUUUAUUAGGACUAGAAACUUGACAGAUCUUGUAAAUUGCUAAUAAUUUUCUAGAGUACCUUUUUCUUAUUCUGAAUUUCAUAGAGUACUUUUUGUUUGAAGUACAAUAAGAAAUUGUUUUAUGAGGAAUAACAGAUUAGCUUCUUAGCUAUCUUUGGCAAUUAUAUAUUUGAAUGGAGAUUGUGAUAACUUUGUUAUGAAGAUAGCGAGAAGUAUAAAACAUUCUUUUGAUAUGUAA